Nilaparvata lugens (brown planthopper) is the source of this 1336-nucleotide messenger RNA. Its product is annotated as short/branched chain specific acyl-CoA dehydrogenase, mitochondrial-like. Lineage: Eukaryota; Metazoa; Arthropoda; Insecta; Hemiptera; Delphacidae. The record is from RefSeq and is a predicted model, not a curated record. The transcript is spliced from 8 exons. Bases 146 to 1321 code for a protein of 391 amino acids. Gene Ontology annotation, cellular component: mitochondrion. Gene Ontology annotation, molecular function: acyl-CoA dehydrogenase activity; flavin adenine dinucleotide binding.
UAAAAAUAAUUUGAUAAACUUUUAUAAGCCAAGUAACUAUUUAUAUGCAAUGAAAGCAUUGUAAAAUAAUGAACAUUUGUGUUUUUCUACAGUUGUUUCAAUAUUCCGCAACUUUCAGUUUCAGUGUAGUUUAUUCAUUAUAAUAAUGACGUUUUUAGGCAUAAAGUUGCUUGUCACUACCCUUACCAAACAAAAUUAUUAUGCUUCUAGGUUAAAGGCUUGGAAGCCAAUUCAAAGAUUUUUCUGGUCUGCAUUAUCAAAACGUCAAUUCAGUACCACAUCAUUAGUUGAUGCGCCUACACCAGUACACGCACCUCCACUAACAAUCUUUUCUGAGGAUGAAGCUCUUCUCAAGGAAACAGCAAACAAGUUCGCAGACGAAAUGGUCGCUCCCCUUGUCAAGAAAAUGGAAAAAGACAAGAAAAUUGACGAAGGACUCCUGAAAGCUCUUUUUGAUAAUGGGUUCAUGGGCCUGGAGAUAGACACUAAGUACGGUGGUGCAGGAUCUUCGUUUUUCUCCAGCAUUCUGAUAAUAGAGGAGAUAUCGAGGGUCGAUCCAGCUCUGAGCAUCAUAGUCGACAUUCAAAAUACUCUCGUCAAUGCGAUGAUAGCCAAGCUGGGCACACAGCAACAGAAAGACAAGUACUUGCCAAGGCUUGCUACUGAUAUGGCUUCGAGCUUCUGCUUAUCAGAAACGCAAUCCGGCUCCGAUGCGUUUGCGCUGAGAACGAAGGCUGUCAAGGAAGGAAGUGACUACAUUAUCAACGGCUCCAAAAUGUGGAUUUCCAAUUCAGAUGUGGCCGGCCUAUUUCUGGUCAUGGUUAAUGCUGAUGUAUCCAAGGGAUACAGAGGUAUAACUUGCUUCAUCGUUGAAAGAGAUACUCCUGGAUUAUCAAUUGGAAAGAAGGAGGAUAAACUUGGCAUGAGAUGUUCUGGAACCUGCACUGUUAAUUUUGAUAAUGUUCGGGUGCCAGAGUCGAAUAUACUGGGUGAGUUUGGCAGUGGUUACAGAUACGCGGCUGGCUUCUUGAACCAGGGCCGGAUUGGCAUUGCUGCUCAGAUGGUGGGAUUGGCUCAAGGCUGCUUCGAUGCCACUGUUCCGUACACUCUGCAGCGGGAGCAGUUUGGUAACAAGAUCUUCUCGUUUCAAUCUGUCCAGCAUCAGCUUGCCAACAUAGCAACUGAGAUAGAGUGCGCUAGGUUGCUGACCUAUAACGCUGCCAGGCUGCUAGAGGGCGGUCAUGAAUUCAUCCAACAGGCUUCAAUGGCUAAGCUCUAUGCUUCAAGUAAGAUACAUUAUCACCAUAUAACAUUACUCUAGUGAGGUCCACAUUAU